AUGAGACGAAUAUCAUUUCCGAGCGAUAACGAGAAUGAAGCACCGUCAAAGCCACUACGGCCAAUUUUCAAAAGCAGGAAACGCAAGGUUGGCGAGGUACGGCAGAAAUCUGCUAUGGAGCGCGAGUCGUCGCCACAGCCGGAGGAAGAAGCUGAUCUGGACAUCAAAGUGAUGCGCAAAAGCAGGGUAAAAAUGGGAGUUACCAACAACUCUCAUGCCCUUAGCACGGAGCGCAAAAGUGCACUGGAAAUGCUGCGCCGCUAUAACGAUUACUCGGUGGAAACGGCCGAAACCGCGGCGGUGGAGGCCCCGACACAAAUCCCUGACGAAAUGCAAAUAAAAGAGCUCAAGGAGCGGCGAUACAGAGCCCAACUUGGCCAAUUGGAGAGCGCGAAACAGCAGGAGCUGGACGAGGAUUACGACUCAGAGCAUGAGUUCAAAACGAGACGGGACGUGGACGACGACAUGGAUUUCGACAUUGAUCUGGACGAUCGACUCGGCGACGGCCGGUUUGCUGUGGGAGCCGGCGAGCAGCGUGUGCAGAGGCUUUUGCGGCAGGAGGAAAUCGAGGAAGCACUUUAUCAAGCGCAGCUUUCAGAGGAUGAGCAAGAGCUAGAUUAUGAGGCCGAAGUGAGCAGGUUAAAAGAGCAUAUUAGCAACUUGCAAGCGGCAGAGAACAAUGCCGCGGAAAAACAAGCCGCUCUCCAACAAAGGAUCGCUGAUUUGAGCUUGCAGCGGCGCGAGAUCGAAGAACAAUUGAACGGUUUAUGCUAG
Molecule: messenger RNA, 774 nt
Organism: Ogataea haglerorum
Lineage: Eukaryota; Fungi; Ascomycota; Pichiomycetes; Pichiales; Pichiaceae
Exons: 1
Coding region: 1-774 (257 amino acids)
Source: RefSeq, a predicted model, not a curated record